This is a messenger RNA of Indicator indicator, 685 nucleotides long. It is a transcript of the gene PDRG1, whose product is annotated as p53 and DNA damage regulated 1. The record is from RefSeq and is a predicted model, not a curated record. Gene Ontology annotation, biological process: protein folding. The coding region runs from base 1 to 399 and encodes 132 amino acids. Gene Ontology annotation, cellular component: prefoldin complex. NCBI's taxonomy places the organism in Eukaryota, Metazoa, Chordata, Aves, Piciformes, Indicatoridae. The transcript has 5 exons.
AUGGCGCGGGACCCAGCCUUUGUGCUACGCUACCUGGCCGAAGUGGAGGAGCUGGCCGAGGACGUGCUGGCGGCGCGGCAGCAGAUCGUGGACCUGGACGUGAAGCGGAACCGGAACCGUGAGGCCCUGAGGGCGCUGCACAAGGACCCGGAGCCCGACGGCAAGGCCAUGGUCUGCUUCGGCAACAUGUUCAUCGAGCUGCCCAAAGCGAAGACGAAGGAGAUGCUGCAGAAAGACCAGGAAAGUCUGGAUGAGGAGAUAAACAACCUCCGGAAGGAGCUGCGUGGGAAGGUCAACCGCCUCCUCGAAGCUCAAGGCAAACCUGAGCUGAAGGGAUUCGACCUGAACCCCAUGACUGCCGAGGAGAUGAAGCUCAUCAAUCGCAUCCUGGAGGGCUGAGGUGGCUGUGCCAUUGUCCCAGCCAGUGACAGUUGUCACCUGUGGAGCUCACACUGCAACAGCUGCAGGGGCUGCAGGACAUUGGUGUGCCCAGAGCCCACCUUGGGUGAGGUCCUUGGCAAGUGCUGGGAUGCUCCUCAGCCACCACGCUGCAGCCUCCUGUACCCACAAACCCUUCCCUGCUCCUUGCUGCAGCCUGGGUGGCAAAGCCAGGGGCUGAGGCAUGGUGCCCAUGCCCAGGGUGGAAGUGUGAUCAUUAAAAUCAGAGCAGUGGGGCAUUCCCAGC